CUGUCAAAUUCGGGGGGCGCGUGAAUCUUCAAUAGGGAGGGAAUGGGUCGUGCAUUAAAUAAGUAAACAAAAUUCCAAUGAAAAUUACCACGAUGAUAUCCACUCAAGACUUGUUAAAUCCGGCGGACGCGGAUAUCGAUAAAUCGCCCGUCUGCAAACGAGCCCGCUAUGACGUGGACCCCGUGGAGUCGAACCGGUGGACCCUCAGUAAAAACGAGCUGGUUCUGCAUUCCGUGUACGAUUCUGGAGUGGGUUGUCUGCCCAGCGACUCAGAAUUUGAUCUCGAACACGAACUCAAAAAGCAAAGAACCAAAGUCAUGCCAAGUGUGGAAACUCCGACGACUAAAAUGGAGCAAAUCGCGGUGUUGGAGGCGUCGCUGCCUGAAAACACGCUCCAGAAACUGUCGCUGGGUCAACUGGGUAGCGUUUUCUCGAAAGAAACAACUUUCAAUGCGGCUAAUUCGUACAUAAAUUAUUUUGAUCGGUUGUCGGAUGAAGUGGUGUUGAAUAUUUUUCAAAAUUUGGGGAAGUCGCAGUUGGCUCAUGUGGCGCUAGUUUGUAGGAGGUUUAGUCAGUUGGUUGAGGAUGAAAGUCUGUGGACGAGGAUGGACGUGUCAAAUAAAACCCUAGAAGCCGGCUCGAUUGGCACGAUUAUGAGCCGACAAGUGAUAAUUUUAAGACUGGCUAGAACAAGGAUAUUAUCCCCCCCUAUUUUACCCAAUGUUAAGGCGUCGCAGUCGGAUUUCCGCUGCCGUUUGAUGUACUUAGACCUAACUAUGGCUACAAUCGCCCCGUCAAGCUUAACAAUAAUUUUCAACAAAUGUAGAAGACUGAAAAAAUUGAGCCUGGAAACCGUCCCCGUAAGCGACAAUGUCCUCGUCGCUUUGUCCGCUAAUAAGGACCUUGAAGUGCUCAAUUUAGCCAUGGCAAGCGGGAUCAACGUAGGGGGCUUAAAAGCUCUAUUAACUCAUUGUAGAAAACUACGAGAAUUAAAUUUAUCGUGGACGUACUUAAAUUCAACUAGUAUUGAAUUCGCCUGCGAAAAUUUACCUCUAAGUUUGGACAGGUUUAACUUCUCCGGGUGUAGAAAACUCCUCCAAGACCACAAUGUAGUUCAAAUAGUCGCCAACUGCCCCCAUCUCCGUGAACUCGAUUUAUCCGACUGCACGUCCAUAACCGGAGAAGCUGUGAAAAAAAUAACUUUAUUAGAUGAACUCAAUUUCUUGUCUCUGUCCAGGUGUUAUCUCAUUCCGUAUCGGUCGCUACUAUGUCUCAAAAAAAUGAAGACCCUAGCGUACUUGGACGUCCACGGUAGCUACAUAAACUCCGACGAGUUUAAAAUUAUCAACGACGGCUUAGGCGCCAACGUCAACAUCAACAAGUUUAAAUUCAGCUCAGUCGCGCGACCAACGGUCGGAAUUAAGCGAUCGCGAAUUUGGAACAUGAAAGUUAGAGAUUAAAACCCGAUUUUCAAUACAGCGCAGUGUGAUGUUACUUUAGGUUUGUUCUAGUUUUGUGCCUUAUUACGAGUGCUUGUUUAUUUAUAAUAUGAGAAUGCGUAUUAAAUUUGAUCAGUUAAUGAGACAAUAAAUUUUAAACACCUUUGAA
Zophobas morio is the source of this 1608-nucleotide messenger RNA. It is a transcript of the gene Skp2, whose product is annotated as S-phase kinase-associated protein 2. Gene Ontology annotation, molecular function: protein binding. Gene Ontology annotation, cellular component: SCF ubiquitin ligase complex. The record is from RefSeq and is a predicted model, not a curated record. The transcript has 7 exons. NCBI's taxonomy places the organism in Eukaryota, Metazoa, Arthropoda, Insecta, Coleoptera, Tenebrionidae. The coding region runs from base 78 to 1460 and encodes 460 amino acids. Gene Ontology annotation, biological process: SCF-dependent proteasomal ubiquitin-dependent protein catabolic process.